GAGGAAGAAGAGAGCAGGGAUUUCACAAUAACGGGUUCUUACGGACAGCACACUGCUGAAACCACAAGAAGCCGGUCUGUUGCAGGGAACUGUUUCUUCGUGUGAAAAGUUUGGACUGGACUCCCAACGAUUUCCAGCUGACACUCAUGUGUGAGAGUGAUGGUAUGAAGACUCGUUAAAGGGAGAUUCAUGCGCAAAAUGAGGAUUUUUCUGUCCUUGCUGUGCGUUUUGCGCGUCGCACCGCUCCACAGCAUUUAUGACGGGACCUGCCUCAGAAAAGACCCUCCCCCUGGCGUGUUGGUUUUAUCCACAGGCAGCGAGUUAGUUCUGACCUGCGGCGGUCACGUGACAGUGGACGGAGUAAAGGUCAGAAGAGGCAGCUCUUCAGCUGUAACUCCAACCACUGCAAACGUUAGAACCAACACUCAGGUGAUGAUGAUGAUGGAACGUGCCAAGCAUAUUGUGGAGGAUGCUGUAAGCCAGAAAUACCACUCUAACUUCAAUGCGACAGGAGAAAACAGAAGCCUGGGACAGACAGACACAGGAUACACAGCCUCUCCCACUGCUCUCAUGGCCCAGCCAACCAGUGUGCACAGACUGCCGAGGGCUGAAGGGAUGGAAGAGGAUUAUGAGGAAGAGGAGGAGCAGGAGGAGGAAGGAAGCAGGGUAACAAGGACAGUUAAACCAAGGCCUCAGUGGAAGUGGAAUGGGAGGACUUUGGGAAAAGGAGACACAGAUCGGGUAGACUUCACAUUUGAGAGGAGAGGGGCUACACUGUCCCUGUCCUCAGUAAGACUGACGGACUCUGGGAAGUACACAUGUUAUUACAAUGGCAGGGAGAGGUUCUCAUUAAAAGUGACUGUUGCAGACCCUCCAGAGAAACCCAAGUUGCACUGCUACAAAAAGUCACCCAGCAGCAAGAUUCGCUGUGAGUGGGCACCUGAGAAGCCCGUCACUAUAAAGCCUACCUGUUACCUCUUUCUUAGUAAAAGGCUGCCAGACAAAUUCAACCGCUCGCAGUGCUCAUACUCAUCUCGGACAUCCCGCUGUUGGUGCGCUCUGGACCACAACGAGGACGAGAUGAGAACCCCUCACUUGGCUUUCCUGUGUGCUACGAGCAUCACGGGCAACGCCACCAGCACCCUGAUAGACUUCACACCUCUGUCCAUCUUAAAACCAGACCCUCCGUCUAAUGUGACAGUCCGACAGGAGGAGGGACAGGAGGCGAAACUCAUAGUCACCUGGAGUCUCCCGAUCUCCUGGAAGUCUCAAGACUACUAUUAUCGAUUACUGUAUGAGCUCAAAUACAGACCUGUCCAGUCCUCGUUUGAUCAGAUACAGAGGAUUAAGUGGCAGCGCUCCUCUUUUAUCACUGAUGCAAUGACUGGUGUGGAGUACCUGAUACAGCUCAGAACUAAGGAGGAAUAUGAUGGUCAUUGGAGUGAGUGGAGCACACCUGUCUAUGCCAGCAGUUGGACAGCUACAACAUCAGCUACCACACUGAGUCCAGACUAUACGGACACAGAGAGCUCUGGUACCGAUGACAAUGAGACUGAUGUUUCUCCAGCAUUUACUGAGGUUUCUACAACAUCUGUGGUUGUGUCAACACACAUCCUGUGGAUCACUGGCUCCUUUGCUCUUUUGUCAGUCAUUUUUGCCGCCUACAUAUUCAGACACAAGGACAGAUUUAUGUUUAAACUUCAGAGUGUGCAUGGUAUCACCCUGUGUUGGGAUUCGCCUCAGCCUCCACCCUCCGUCCCAGCAGCACCACAAGGACAGGCUCUGGUGUCUUUUGGCCCUCCGAACUACAAAGAGCCCCCACCGAGUGAAGUGGAAGAGGAAGAAGACAAAGAAGAAGAACAGUAUCCAAAUGACAGGAUAGAAGCCAUGCACUUCAACAACACAAGUUAUUUCUUCCUCCAGCAGUAAUGACAAAGAAGAAAGAAGGAGAAAGGGGGAAUAAAACCAAUUAGAACAUUUUAACUGCUUUGUGUUGCUGGGUUAUUGUUUUCCAUUUCGGAGCCAGCCAAAAGGAUAAUGGACUUAAAAUUUUUAUGGCUCUCCAAUUAGCUUCUGUUGGAAGGAAACUGGGAAACAGCUUGUCAAUCUCCCUUUCUAUCUGUGUAACUCUAUCUGAUCCCUAAAAUACCUCUAAAAGACUUGUUCGUUGUCUUAAUUGUCUUAAGAGCAGCGUUUUAGCUACUGUCUCUUAUGUCUUUGUCAAUUUAAAGAGUGCUGAUAAACUGUACUAGAUAUAGGCCUGCAUCUACCGUACCACCUCAUGUUCUGUUUGUAUGUAAUAUACAAGUAUGUUAAUGUUUAUCAAAUACAUGACUCACUUUCCACAUGUUCUUUAUAAGGCUUGAAGAACUGGCAAAGGUUGCUGUCAGAGUAACUGGUUAUUCAUCUGUUUUUCUGCCUAAUAGAUUGGUUAAGCCGGG
Messenger RNA from Scatophagus argus, 2441 nucleotides. RefSeq names its product interleukin 6 receptor (gene il6r). The record is from RefSeq and is a predicted model, not a curated record. Gene Ontology annotation, cellular component: external side of plasma membrane; membrane. The transcript is spliced from 10 exons. Gene Ontology annotation, molecular function: protein binding; cytokine receptor activity. The coding region runs from base 190 to 1929 and encodes 579 amino acids. Gene Ontology annotation, biological process: cytokine-mediated signaling pathway. NCBI's taxonomy places the organism in Eukaryota, Metazoa, Chordata, Actinopteri, Scatophagidae.